This is a messenger RNA of Rhinolophus ferrumequinum (greater horseshoe bat), 772 nucleotides long. RefSeq names its product ubiquitin D (gene UBD). Gene Ontology annotation, molecular function: proteasome binding; protein binding. NCBI's taxonomy places the organism in Eukaryota, Metazoa, Chordata, Mammalia, Chiroptera, Rhinolophidae. Gene Ontology annotation, biological process: protein ubiquitination; response to type II interferon; positive regulation of apoptotic process. The transcript is spliced from 2 exons. The coding region runs from base 138 to 626 and encodes 162 amino acids. The record is from RefSeq and is a predicted model, not a curated record. Gene Ontology annotation, cellular component: nucleus.
UGCAAGAACAAAGAGCACAGGAAGCUAGACACAGGCAGGGGAUUUCCAGCUCAGCCUCCUUGUAUAUAAGCGGGCGCAGUUCUCCUCAUCCUCUGUUUUCUUGGUCUCUGGUUCCUGCUGCUCCCUUCAGUGCAGAGAUGCCUUCGACCCUCUGUGUGAAUGUCCAUUCUCAGGAAUGGGGACCAAUGACCUUCACUGCCAACUUGCAUGACAGAGUGAAGAAGAUCCAGGAACAUGUGCGGUCUGAGACCAAGGUUCCUGUGCAGGACCAGGUCCUCCAGCUGGGCUCGAAGACCCUAAAGCCCCAGAGAAAGCUAUCAUCUUAUGGCAUUGACAAGGAGACCACCAUCCACCUCACCCUGAAGGUGGUGAGGCCCAGUGAUGAGGAGCUGCCCCUGUUUCUGGUGGAGUCAGGUGAUGAGGGGCAGAGGCACCUCCUCCAGGUGCGAAGGUCCAGUUCAGUGCCCGAGGUGAAAAAGAUGAUUGAGACCAAAACUGCUAUAACCCCUGAGAAACAGAUUGUGACUUGCAAUGGAAAGAGACUGGAAGAUGGGAAGAUCAUGGCAGAUUAUAACAUCAGAACGGGCCAUUUACUCUUCUUGACACCCUACUGCAUUGGAGGGUGACCACCCUGCGGAUGGGGUGAUCUCUGGAGCAAAGGAGCUUAUUUCCUUUUCGCUCUUACUCACCAACCACAACCUUUGAUGAUUUCUCAAAAUUAUUGAGAAAGAGGUAUAUAGAAAGAGUAGAUUUAGAGUGGGGAGUCAGACUG